AUGCUGCAGCACAUCUGGGUGUCAGCGAUGGAGAGACUGCGGUGUCAAUCACAAACCCGGCGGAGCGAGUCCGUCUCCACACGGCGGCCGCUCAGGGACCGUGGCGCUCUGUGUGGGGCCACUGUCGACAAGAAUCCCAAACCUCGGAGCCAGAGUCGGACUCAAAAUGGCCGCCGCGCGACAAACGUCCACGACUCGGUGAUUAAUGACACCGCGGCUCUCCCCAUCGCAUUCUGUUACUGUCACAGCUAA
Molecule: messenger RNA, 252 nt
Organism: Knipowitschia caucasica
Lineage: Eukaryota; Metazoa; Chordata; Actinopteri; Gobiiformes; Gobiidae
Source: the annotation of a GenBank genome assembly